Molecule: messenger RNA, 1972 nt
Organism: Cladocopium goreaui
Lineage: Eukaryota; Dinophyceae; Suessiales; Symbiodiniaceae
Source: the annotation of a GenBank genome assembly
GUCCUGCUGCCGUGGCCAUAAACACAGCUGUUCGGAGUUGCGUUUGCACGUGGCAGCAUGGUCUGUGCCAGAGUACCACCAAGAACUGGACGUUGAGGUAGCAAGUGGUCUCGCUGGAACACCACGCUGUUUGGGCGACGAUUUGUACCGUGACUAUUUCGAGGAUGUGCGACGACAUGCACACGGCCUGCAGGGUGGCAUCUUGGGCAGUCGCACGGAAAAGCUUGUGGCCAACUUGGCACCAUCCCUGAUGUCCAGCUGUCCCGAAGUCUCUUUGCUAGGUCGACUAGUGGUGGUGGAGAGGAUCUGCCAGAGCUUGUUGCAGAACCCCCUGUCGCCUGAAGCCCUUGACAGGCAACAAAUUCUCCGACAAGAUGUGCAAGACAUUGUGCCCAAUCUCGAGGCGAACUUGCAUGUGGGCUACUUGACGCUGGUCCCCAUGAGGAUCGUCACGGAACUUCUCAGGGGAGCUUGUGGCAAGAUGAUCCAGGCAGAGCAUGAAGCACCAGAGAACAUGCACGGGGUUGGGGAGCCUGGAAGUGAGGUCAUCCUUGAGGUCUUGGAGCCCAACUACCGUUGGCCAUCUCCGCAGUUGGCGGGAAAAAGUUUGAAGGAGCAAGGCAUCCACUGCCACGAGGGCGAGAAGCUGAUGGUGGGCGAAGCUCUCCAAGAUGGCCUUGGAUUUGACCCGCAGAUUCUGUUCUUUGCGGAUUUGAAUCAUCCGAUGCCACAUGACGGGCUGCUCAGCAACUUGCAGUUCCCCUUCGUGACUGAGAACCAAGUGCAGGAGGUCCGGCUGGACAUCAUCCUGCUGCGGCCGCUGGUGGGCACCGACAACCGCUGGAGCCGCCGUGGCACCCUGGUCUUCGUGGGCCAAGCGCUGGGCGAGGAGCUGCAUGUUUGGCGUGGGGAUGUCUUGGCUUUCGCUGGCACCGGCGCUCGGAUGCUGUAUCGCAAUUGUUCAGAACGCUGCCGCGUGGCCUCCCUUCCGAUGCUGCAGUCCUCACAUUUCCAGGAAGUGCACCGGCAGAACACCUUGGAACUUGGUGCCACGCUGUUUCGCGAGUACAGCUGGUCGGCUGAGUUGAUCCCCACCCGUUGUCGGGCCAGCAGUUGGAGCGCUCCCCAUGCGCCCCUGCCACCACUCCACCGCCGCGCGGCACCGCGGCGCAGCAUGGCGCACUGCAGUGGAAGGAGCUGGGGGCAGAGGAGCUGCCGCUUCCAAAACCUGUGCUAUGACGUCGCCAGGGAGACCUUUGAGUUCUAUGGCAACCCUUCCAACAGUGACGAUUACCUUGUUGGCCUCUCCAUGUUCAGCGACGUUCGUAUGAGCUGGAAGCCAGAUGUGCUGGAGGCCUCAGACUCAAAAUCAGCAUCCUGGGUCGACGUGCCGGUGUAUUUGGCCAUGAGGCACUUGGAGGAGCUACAGAAAUGGACGACUCUGGGUCUCUACGCCUUGAUCAUGUCUAAUGAGGACCUUCGAGAAGUUCAUGGGCAGCGCUUGGUUUUCUUCUUGGAUGAAUGCUCUCUGGAGCUUCAGGGAGAUGCCAUCGAGUUUUGCAUGCAAUUUGUGCCGAAUCCCACCAUGUGCAUCAAGGAGAUACCAGAGCUGUGUGCCAAAUUCACUGAGCAGCUUUGGCCGUUGCUUUCCGACUGGGCUCCCCUGGAGAAAGCCCAGGUGGCUGAACGGGCACCCAGCACUAGGAUCCUGUGCUUUCGCUCUCUUGUGGCCGGCAUGGCACCCUGGCGACGCCCAGUGCAAGUGGAGGACUCCCAAGGUAUGCCUCUGGCCCAACAGGAAUGGGCUGCAGAUCCCCUGUUUGCGCCAGUUUCUCUAGUUGCAUCCAAAGGGCUGCCAGGAGGAUUACCGUCACCUGGACAUGAUCCCUUGAUGGCCUCACCCUGCCUUCCGAAUGAGGUCAUUCGGCAGUUCCAGGCUGGGUCCAUCGUGUUGUCCUGUCCACUGUUGUGA